CCUGUUCCACUGAUGAUGCACGGCAUGCUGUCAAUGUUGGAGUGAUAUAGGCACGUCUAGCUACUAGUCGAAGCUGAGGUGUGCAGUAGACAGAGCAGCGUCGAAUGAGCUGAGGAGCUAAUUUUAAAGCCAUGGUGAAGAGACGAUAAAAAUAUGAUUUUGGCCAAUUUGGGGAAUUAGGCAAGACGGGUGAUUGACGUCUUUUGCUGUUCACCUCGCUUUCUCCCACUUUUUUUGCCAUGGCAAGAAGUCGUUUUUUCAAGUCCUUCCUAGCGUUAUCGACCACGGGUGCUGGCCUCUAUGCCUACGAUACAAACACAGAAGCUCAGUUGAUAACACGCAACGUUCGUACCUUUUACAAUGGCGUCGGCUUGGCUCUAGAUUACAAACUCAACUUCAAGCCAGGCGACAUGUCGUCCAUGGAUGCUGUUCACGAGCGUGUAGCCAAUCGCAUCUUUGACGUUUGCGAACGUAACGGUGGGCUUUAUAUUAAAAUUGGCCAAGUCAUAGGUACUCAAGCGUCCGUUUUACCUGCUCAGUAUCAAAAGCGCGCACGUCGGCUGUUUGACUCGGCACCAGCAGUUCCGUACUCCGUGGUCGAGCGGGUAUUUCUGGAAGAUUUUGGAGCCAAACCUGAACAAAUGUUUAAAGAAUUCGACAAAAAUCCAGUAGCGAGUGCGUCCAUUGCGCAAGUUCACAAGGCCGUGCUACAUGAUGAUACCAUUGUGGCCGUCAAGGUGCAGAAACCAGCCAUUCAAAAACAGAUGACAAGCGACCUGAGAGCGUUUCGAAUGUUGCUGGCACUGUACGAACGAAUUUUCGAUUUACCCAUGGUGUGGAUGUCCGACUAUUUUGAAAAGCACAUUCGCAUGGAAGCAGAUUUUGAACGGGAAGCACAAAACUCUAGCAGAGCGUGGGAUCACUUACAAAAAGAGAGCUCGUUGAAAGACCGAGUUUACAUUCCAAAAGUAUACGGCGAAAUAGGGUCCAAGAGGAUUAUGGUGGCUGAAUGGGUGGAUGGAGUGCAACUGACUGCGUUAGAUGAUCUCAAGGAGAUAGGUGCAUCUCCCACAGAGGCCAUGCAAAUUACCAUAGAAGCGUUUGCUAGUCAGAUAUUCAAGAGUGGAUUUGUUCAUGGUGACCCCCACCCUGGCAAUGUCCUUGUUCGCAAGCAUCCCAAAAAGAAAAAUGAAAUUCAAGUUGUACUUAUAGACCAUGGCUUGUAUAUAGAGGAAUCAGAAAGGUUCCGUCAGCAGUAUUGUAAACUAUGGGAGGCGAUGUUUCUACUUGAUGUCAAGGCAUUGGACGAAAUAUGCAAGCAGUGGGGAGUCAACGACUCGAAUAUGUUUGCAUCAGUGACGUUGCAAAAACCGUAUAUGCCAAGUAAAGCACCUCAUCUAUCCAACAGCACGGUGUCGUUUCAAGACGCAUACGAAAUGCAAAUGUCCAUGAAAUCCAGGAUCAAACAUUUCUUGGCUGAUCAACAACUUUUCCCCCGUGAACUUAUUUUUGUUUCUCGCAAUAUGAACAUUGUUCGGGCCAACAACAAGUCAAUGGGAAGUCCAGUCAAUCGCAUCAAUGUCAUGGCACGCUGGGCAGUGCGGGGCAUGGAUCGAAAGGACGAAGCCAAAGGAGUGCGAGGGUAUCUCCGAAGCACAUGGCGAGUGAUUCUGUUUGAAAGCACCUUAUUUGCCAUGACGGAGGAUUCGAGGGCCUGUUGGAUGAACGGAUGAAGGAACAGCUUCAACAACAAUUUGGAAUUGUACUGGAUGAAUCGGUCUUUGAUGCUUGACGACCAGCCAGCCACCGACAGGUGCACCCGUAUUUAACGUAGAAAA
Umbelopsis ramanniana AG is the source of this 1838-nucleotide messenger RNA. RefSeq lists its product as uncharacterized. NCBI's taxonomy places the organism in Eukaryota, Fungi, Mucoromycota, Umbelopsidomycetes, Umbelopsidales, Umbelopsidaceae. The transcript has 7 exons. The coding region runs from base 240 to 1733 and encodes 497 amino acids. The record is from RefSeq and is a predicted model, not a curated record.